Molecule: messenger RNA, 3488 nt
Organism: Sander lucioperca (pikeperch)
Lineage: Eukaryota; Metazoa; Chordata; Actinopteri; Perciformes; Percidae
Gene: r3hcc1l
Product: R3H domain and coiled-coil containing 1-like
Exons: 7
Coding region: 241-1266 (341 amino acids)
Source: RefSeq, a predicted model, not a curated record
UCUGUAUCGAGCUAAACAAAACAAACACGGGUAAGCCGACAGAGCAACCGUUAUUAUAUAUCAUUUGUUAAGGCAUGCUUUUGAAUGAAAUGAACGUCAUUACAUUUGAAUGUACAUCGAUAACUUAAUGUAUAAUAAUAACUUUAUGUUUAUGUCUUCAAUAAACAAUUAUUACAACCUCAGCUAGUGGAAGUUAAGUUAGCUGAAUUGGUAACGUUAUUUUUUAAACAUAAUUAAAUAAUGGAGUUGGAACAGGCAACAGAAGACUGUGCUCAAACCCAGCCAACACCCACACCUACCGCUCAGUCAAAGAAGCCCAGUCAGGGUCUGUAUGUGCCCAAGCAACGACUUCAAGGCUCCAAAGAGAAAGCUCAGACUCAGGGAGAAGUAAAACCAAGACCCCGGCCUCGCUACACAGACAAGGCAAAGAAAAACGCCAAGAACAAGAAGGACAAGGCUGGAGCAGCGGCCAAGGAAGCGACUGUUGGAGGAGAAGAUGGAGGUAAGACAGAGAAUGGGGACCCUGAUGUGAAGGAAGAGCAGUUACAGGAUACAGAUGUGCCGGUUAAUGGUCAGCCUGACUCCACCAAUGUGGGGGCAGAUGUUACCUCAUGGCUGGAAGAAACAUCCCCCCAGGAAGGGGAAGGGGAAGAGGAGAGUUGGGACACCUUGUUCAAUGAUGAUGGAGAUUGUCUGGAACCACACCUACUUAAGGAGCUCUCUUUGAAGGAAGGUAGAAAAAAGAAGUCAAUCCAGGACCCCAGGUUUGAUUACUACAACAUGGAUCGAGAUGACGAGGACGACAUCGACCUCACAGAGGACGAACUUGCUCACAUUGUAGAGAUCUACGACUUCCCUGCGGAGUUUAAGACGGAGGACCUUCUCAAGUUAUUUCAGUGCUACCAAGAGAGAGGCUUUGACAUCAAGUGGAUUGAUGACUCACAUGCCCUGGGCCUCUUCUCAAGCCCCAUAGCAGCUCGUGAAGCUUUAAGAUCCAGACAUCCACUGAUGAAGUUGCGACCUCUUUCCAAAUCCUCCUCUGCCAUAAAGGCCCAAGCUCGUAGCUGCUCAGACUACCUCCUGCCUGCUAAAGAGAGACCUCAGACGAGUGCAGCACUGGCUCGAAAGCUUGUGAUCGGUGCCCUCGGUAUAAAGAGCAACCAGACGAAGGAUCAGCGUGAGUCAGAGAGGAAGAAGCUGCAGGAGGCGAGAGAACAAAAGCACCUGGCAGCCAAACAGAAGGAAGAUGCCUGGGAGGGAAAGUGACUGAACAGAAAACUACUGUUUUAUUUCAGUUUUCUUUUUAGAUGCUUUGGUUCAGCAGAGGCUAAAGUCUUCUCUGUCUCUUCCGCUGUUCUGUUUUUGUCAACUGACCGCUCCUUCCUACCACCGCACUUCCCAGAAAUGUAGUCCCACCACUUUUUCCUUCUCUCCGCCACUGUCCUUUACCAAUUGUUACCGACGGUCUCAUCAUCCACUGUCCGUUUGCCUGUCGUGUUACAUCAGAUGAGAGGGUCCUACUAUUGUUCUCCCACCUUUUUAUGUUUAUAGUCUGUCCAUGCAGGGACUGUUGCCUCUGUGCCAUGGCCCGGGCUAACACAACCGACUCACCAGGGUUUUCUUUUUAUAUUUCGUAAGAUUGUAACCACCGUCUGUCGUGAAGCACCCAGUCUAACCAUUUGUCUUACCCAAUUGACUAGAUCUAAGGUCUCGUGUUUGUCUUUAUAUGGUUUUUUGUUUUUUGUUUUUAAAGAUGACCUAAGUAAAUCCACCUGUAAAUGUGAGGGAAGCAAAGUUUUCUGUUGAAGGUCCCGUACUAUUAAAUUCAAUCAUGAUGAUCACUAUACUAUAUAUGAAGACAUUGUUGAGGACCUGUUAGCUUGUCUUAUUAAACAUUUCUGAGAAGUGAAAAGCCUCCAAAUAAGUUUCAUGGCUGUUCUGUCUGUUGUAUCCUAGGCGUAUGUAUUUUAUUUUGUGUACUCUACACUGUACUGUCUGUACACAUUUUCAACGAGAGGAGUCUUGUCCAAGAAAAACUGAUACAGUUCAUUCUGGUCAUACAUUCUGAAGAACACAUUUCAAUCAAAUAAGUUUUUAGUUGACAGACAGACUUUGUCUUUAUCUUGCUAGCCAGUUAAAAAGAGGAAAAAGUAUGUUUGGGUUUGUUUUCGGGAAAAAAAAAUUUGUGAACACUGAGACUUUAGACUAGAGGAACCCUACCUCAUCCAUGUGUAAUGUGUCCGUCCAAUAGUUGAGGCAAAAAUCUUUGGAGGCCAAAAAAAAUGGUCCUUUAGAAUAAUUUACAUUUUUAACACACCUGGUAUAUUUGAAAGCUAUAUCCUAAACAAUAAGUAGUAUUAGCUCUUAACAUGGCUGCACACUCACAGAACUCGGCUCAGCAUACUGUUGAGUAGAUAUAGAUUUUUAGCUGUAUACAUUUUAAUUCACCAAGCUAGGCAUUUUACUAGAGACAGACAAUGUUUCCCAAUUCAUAGUCAUGUUUAAUAAUGAAGCUUCCUGAAACACACACAUCCAGGCUCAGGAGACUUUUGUGACCGCUGGAGGCAGCUGCCUCCUCUGAGGCUUCACCCAGCGUGACACUGUGUCUCCUUCACCUCCUCAGACAAAGAGCUGCACAUUUGUUAUUUGUUCUUAUGCAAAUUAUAACUUCAAAAUAAAAUGUGCUGCUAACUUGUGGCCUCACUAUCUGCUAGUUGUUAGUGGAUGAUAUGUUAACAGUAAUACGAUAGAUGGUGUCAUCCAUGUUAAAACACGUUGCCUGCAGACAUCAAUUUAUUAAAAUAAUUGUGAAAUUCAACUCUACCAAUACUAUAUAUCUAUACAUCAGUGCAGUUCGUUACUGCUCUAAGGAACCCAGUUUGUGUAACAGUUUGGCUCAUUGGCUAAUUGGCACGACUGAGACACAGUGCCACGUGGCUCAUAGUGGGCUAAUUAAAGUGCUGCAGCCUCAGAGGAGGCACCAUUACUUGUUCAGUUUUUGUGUUCAUUUCUUUUAAAUCAGUAAGUCACAAUGAGCAUGACAUAAAUAUUCACACUAUUCAAAUACAGUCUCUGCAGGUAUUAAUCUUUUUCCAAAGUGUCCUUCUUUCCAAAGAUGUAUUUGCAUUAGGAGUGAUGGUUUUAUGUUGUUUGUUGUCAGCAGCACAUCAUACAUACUCAUACAUUGUUCAUUUGUUGUAUGGUUGUAAAAAAUGCAUUUGACAGCAUGUGUUUUAAGGGUUUUGGGGAUUAGAGAAAUACUAUUUUAGUUAAUGGGGAAGGUGUUAAAAAAGACAACUGUAUCUUAUAGUUUUUAUUUAUGCCUGCUGUCACACCAUUAUGUAAUAAUUUAUGUACACUUUUCCAGGAAGUGAACGUAAUGAGAUGUAAAUGAUAAUAUGCCAAAAUGAUUAGUGAUGUUGUUGUGAAUUUUACUAUUUACUGCUUUACUUCUAUGACAUUCAACAAUAAAUGGUCAUAUAGUUUGA